ACACACACACACACACACACGGGAGGAGGGUUUCGCUGACAUGUCGGGAUGUCGUCCACGGAGGGAAAACUGGCUCCGCUGGCUCUGAGCUAACGGGUUCGACUAGCUAGCAGCUGGCUCCGACACCGAGCGUCUCAGAUUUCAGGCUGGGAGAGAAGCCGAAAACCCGGCGGAAAGCGUCGAGCGUCUUGACACAGUUAAACUCCGUCUCAGGUCGUCCUCUGCUGGGUUUGUAUUCUUAUGACAGAUCAGACCGCCGCAGCGUCUUGCUUCCCUCUCGUCGGGCUGCUGCAGAUCUCAUCCCAUGUCUGAGCUGUGGGCCUAACAUUAGGCUGAAGGUUGGAUCUGUCCAAUGACCUGCCAGUCCUCGGAGUCCACAGAAACCAUUGAGAGCGACAGACGAGCCAACAGCAACGCCAGAGCUGUGGAAUCAGACGAGAGCCGCAUCGCCUUAGCCAUGAAGGAGCUGAAGAACACAGGAUGGUACUGGGGCAGUCUGACCGCUAACGAGGCCAAAGAGAUCCUGCAGGACGCCUCAGAGGGCACCUUCCUGGUCCGGGACAGCUCUCAGAGGGAUUACCUGUUUACCAUCUCUGCCAUGACGUCCGCGGGUCCCACCAACCUGCGAAUCGAGUACAAACACGGUAAAUUCAAGCUGGACUCUGUGGUUCUGGUGAAACCGAAGCUGAAGCAGUUUGACAGUGUGGUCCACCUGGUGGAGCACUACGUCCAGCUGUCCAGGAACAGCGACAAGGCGCCGUCGAACUCUCAGCCCUCGGCGGCUCCGCCCAACGGCACGGUACAGCUGCUGCUCACCAGGCCGGUGUACAUCGCCACGCCGUCGCUGCAGCACCUCUGUCGCAUCACCAUCAACAGAACAACACGGCGGGUCCAGGAUCUGCCGUUACCCAACAGGCUGAAGGACUACCUGACAGACUACACCUACAAUGUGUAGAGACGGGGCAGGACUGCAGUUCACUGUGGAGUAAAACGAGUGCGGUCAGUCAGCACUGAUCAAUCCCAUCAUGCCAGCGAGUCACAUGGACACGCAGUGAGAAACCAGGGGACCAGGUCCCUUGGUCUACUCCACGUACUGCACUGCAGUAAGUACUGGUACUGUGUGUAUCUGCACCCCUCAGUACUGCUCUGUGGUAGAAUAACCGGCCACAAUGUGAGUUUAAAAACACGGCGCCUUUACGCCGCGCAGAGAACCACGAGUCACACACGUAACCUCAGAUCUCUGAGGUGCAGAGCGUCACCUGAGACUCUGGAGUCCAGGCCGUUCAGUUCUCUGUUCAGAAGCUGCGCUCACACGAGGCCUGCAGCUCAUUAAUUAGCCAACCGAUCGGCCCAUCGUAGCUCUGCUGAGGAGCGACCCCGGACCUCAGGGACACACCGGAGGUAACGCCUGCUCGUGUGCU
Scatophagus argus is the source of this 1421-nucleotide messenger RNA. It is a transcript of the gene socs2, whose product is annotated as suppressor of cytokine signaling 2. Gene Ontology annotation, cellular component: phosphatidylinositol 3-kinase complex. Gene Ontology annotation, molecular function: 1-phosphatidylinositol-3-kinase regulator activity. The record is from RefSeq and is a predicted model, not a curated record. NCBI's taxonomy places the organism in Eukaryota, Metazoa, Chordata, Actinopteri, Scatophagidae. Gene Ontology annotation, biological process: phosphatidylinositol phosphate biosynthetic process; intracellular signal transduction. The transcript is spliced from 4 exons. The coding region runs from base 353 to 955 and encodes 200 amino acids.